AGGAGCCGGGAAAAGAUAGAAAAGCCAUCAGUGGCCCAGCAGCUCACCGCGCUCCUUCCCAGCUCUCCCGGCCUGCGCUCCAGCCCUGCUGCAGCCAUGAGGUCCUCCGUGUCUCAGCAGACGUCCUCCACCAAAGAGGCCUUCGGCUCUAACUCUGCCAGUGGUAGGGGCGGCUCCCGGGCCCCCAGCAGCAUCAGCUGGGUGACCGUGUCCCGGAGUGGUGGCAGCGGUGGGAGGACCCACAGCGGGUCCAGCGGCCCCAGCACGGGUGGCUUUUGCAGCCGGAGCCUCUAUAACUUGGGGGCCAGCAAGAGCAUCUCGGUCAGCGUGGCUGGAGGGGCCUCAUCUGGGCAGACCCGGGGAGGCUGCCUUGGUUGUGGGGCCUAUAUGGGCCUGGGGGCUGGCAGGCAGACGUUCGGACCCGCCUGUCCUCCUGGAGGCAUCCAGAAGGUCACUGUCAGCCAGAGCCUGCUGACCUGCCUCAAUGCAGAGAUCGACCCAGAGAUCCAGCGGGUGCGCACCCAGUGGCGGGAGCAGAUCAAGACCCUGAACAACAAGUUUGCCUCCUUCAUCGACAAGGGGUCCCCGGCACCUUGGAACAAAAAGUUCCAAGCUCCUGCCCUGAAUGCCAGGACUGUUAUGGGAAAAUAG
Molecule: messenger RNA, 651 nt
Organism: Kogia breviceps (pygmy sperm whale)
Lineage: Eukaryota; Metazoa; Chordata; Mammalia; Artiodactyla; Physeteridae
Source: RefSeq, a predicted model, not a curated record